This is a messenger RNA of Symphalangus syndactylus (siamang), 4484 nucleotides long. It is a transcript of the gene OGDH, whose product is annotated as oxoglutarate dehydrogenase. Gene Ontology annotation, molecular function: thiamine pyrophosphate binding; oxoglutarate dehydrogenase (succinyl-transferring) activity. The record is from RefSeq and is a predicted model, not a curated record. Gene Ontology annotation, cellular component: mitochondrion; oxoglutarate dehydrogenase complex. Lineage: Eukaryota; Metazoa; Chordata; Mammalia; Primates; Hylobatidae. Gene Ontology annotation, biological process: tricarboxylic acid cycle.
ACGCCGGGGCGGGGCCGAGAGUUUGGAGCCCCGGAGUGGGGUGUCGGCGCCUCAUUCGGGUGGAGCUGAGCCGGAGACAGGUCACAAGACACCCACUUCAGGAGUCCUGCCUCACACCCACAGGAAGGAAUCCUGCACAGAGAGGCCAAGAAGAAUCUGAACAAACAGGCCUGGCUGGGUUUCCCCACUCGGUCUGUUGGUAUUAGAUCAUACCCUUUUUGUCUGAUCACCUGUCUACAUGGUUAUCUAUGCUUCAGUCAUGCAUAUCCAAUGAAGUCUCCAUAAAAGGCCCAAGAGGAUGGGGCAGUUGUGAAAAACUUCAGGACAAAAAUGUUUCAUUUAAGGACUUGUGCUGCUAAGUUGAGGCCAUUGACGGCUUCCCAGACUGUUAAGACAUUUUCACAAAACAGACCAGCAGCAGCUAGGACAUUUCAACAGAUUCGGUGCUAUUCUGCACCCGUUGCUGCUGAGCCCUUUCUCAGUGGGACUAGUUCGAACUAUGUGGAGGAGAUGUACUGUGCUUGGCUGGAAAACCCCAAAAGUGUACAUAAGUCAUGGGACAUUUUUUUUCGCAACACGAAUGCCGGAGCCCCACCGGGCACUGCGUACCAGAGUCCCCUUCCCCUGAGCCGAGGCUCCCUGGCUGCUGUGGCCCAUGCACAGUCCCUGGUGGAAGCACAGCCCAACGUGGACAAGCUCGUGGAGGACCACCUGGCAGUGCAGUCGCUCAUCAGGGCAUAUCAGGUCAGGGGUCACCACAUUGCAAAACUUGAUCCUCUCGGAAUUAGUUGUGUAAAUUUUGAUGAUGCUCCAGUAACUGUUUCUUCAAACGUGGGGUUCUAUGGCCUGGACGAGUCUGACCUCGACAAGGUCUUCCACUUGCCCACCACCACUUUCAUCGGGGGACAGGAAUCAGCACUUCCUCUGCGGGAGAUCAUCCGUCGGCUGGAGAUGGCCUACUGCCAGCAUAUUGGGGUGGAGUUCAUGUUCAUCAAUGACCUGGAGCAGUGCCAGUGGAUCCGGCAGAAGUUUGAGACCCCCGGGAUCAUGCAGUUCACAAAUGAGGAGAAGCGGACCCUGCUGGCCAGGCUUGUGCGGUCCACCAGGUUUGAGGAGUUCCUACAGCGGAAGUGGUCUUCUGAGAAGCGCUUUGGUCUAGAAGGCUGCGAGGUACUGAUCCCUGCCCUCAAGACCAUCAUCGACAAGUCGAGUGAGAAUGGCGUGGACUACGUGAUCAUGGGCAUGCCACACAGAGGGCGGCUGAAUGUGCUUGCAAAUGUCAUCAGGAAGGAGCUGGAACAGAUCUUCUGUCAAUUCGAUUCAAAGCUGGAGGCGGCUGAUGAGGGCUCCGGAGAUGUGAAGUACCACCUGGGCAUGUACCACCGCAGGAUCAAUCGUGUCACCGACAGGAACAUUACCCUGUCCCUGGUGGCCAACCCUUCCCACCUUGAGGCCGCUGACCCCGUGGUGAUGGGCAAGACCAAAGCUGAACAGUUCUACUGUGGUGACACUGAAGGGAAAAAGGUCAUGUCCAUCCUGUUGCAUGGGGACGCUGCAUUUGCUGGCCAGGGCAUUGUGUACGAGACCUUCCACCUCAGCGACCUGCCAUCCUACACAACUCAUGGCACCGUGCACGUGGUCGUCAACAACCAGAUCGGCUUCACCACCGACCCUCGGAUGGCCCGCUCCUCCCCCUACCCCACCGACGUGGCCCGAGUGGUGAAUGCUCCCAUUUUCCACGUGAACUCAGAUGACCCCGAGGCUGUCAUGUACGUGUGCAAAGUGGCGGCCGAGUGGAGGAGCACCUUCCACAAGGACGUGGUCGUCGAUUUGGUGUGUUACCGGCGCAACGGCCACAACGAGAUGGAUGAGCCCAUGUUCACGCAGCCGCUCAUGUACAAGCAGAUCCGCAAGCAGAAGCCUGUGUUACAGAAGUACGCCGAGCUGCUGGUGUCGCAGGGUGUGGUCAACCAGCCUGAGUAUGAGGAGGAAAUUUCCAAGUAUGAUAAGAUCUGUGAGGAAGCUUUUGCCAGAUCUAAAGAUGAGAAGAUCUUGCACAUUAAGCACUGGCUGGACUCUCCCUGGCCUGGCUUCUUCACCCUGGACGGGCAGCCCAGGAGCAUGUCCUGCCCCUCCACGGGUCUGACGGAGGAUAUUCUGACACACAUCGGGAAUGUGGCUAGUUCUGUGCCUGUGGAAAACUUUACUAUUCAUGGAGGGCUGAGCCGGAUCUUGAAGACUCGUGGGGAAAUGGUGAAGAACCGGACUGUGGACUGGGCUCUGGCGGAGUACAUGGCGUUUGGCUCACUCCUGAAGGAGGGCAUCCACAUCCGGCUGAGCGGCCAGGACGUGGAGCGGGGCACAUUCAGCCACCGCCACCAUGUGCUCCACGACCAGAACGUGGACAAGAGAACCUGCAUCCCCAUGAACCAUCUCUGGCCCAAUCAGGCCCCCUAUACUGUGUGCAACAGCUCACUGUCUGAGUACGGCGUGCUGGGCUUUGAGCUGGGCUUCGCCAUGGCCAGUCCUAAUGCCCUGGUCCUCUGGGAAGCCCAAUUUGGUGACUUCCAUAACACGGCCCAGUGCAUCAUCGACCAGUUCAUCUGCCCGGGACAAGCCAAGUGGGUGCGGCAGAAUGGCAUCGUGUUGCUGCUGCCCCAUGGCAUGGAGGGCAUGGGUCCAGAACAUUCUUCCGCCCGCCCAGAGCGGUUCCUGCAGAUGUGCAACGAUGACCCAGACGUCCUGCCAGACCUUAAAGAAGCCAACUUCAACAUCAAUCAGCUGUAUGACUGCAAUUGGGUUGUUGUCAACUGCUCCACCCCUGGCAACUUCUUCCACGUGCUACGACGCCAGAUCCUGCUGCCCUUCCGGAAGCCGUUAAUUAUCUUCACCCCCAAAUCCCUGUUGCGCCACCCCGAGGCCAGAUCCAGCUUUGAUGAGAUGCUUCCAGGAACACACUUCCAGCGGGUGAUCCCAGAAGAUGGCCCUGCAGCUCAGAACCCAGAGAAUGUCAAAAGGCUUCUCUUCUGCACUGGCAAAGUGUAUUAUGACCUCACCCGGGAGCGCAAAGCACGCGACAUGGUGGGGCAGGUGGCCAUCACAAGGAUUGAGCAGCUGUCGCCAUUCCCCUUUGACCUCCUGCUGAAGGAGGUGCAGAAGUACCCCAGUGCUGAGCUGGCCUGGUGCCAGGAGGAGCACAAGAACCAAGGCUACUAUGACUACGUGAAGCCAAGACUUCGGACCACCAUCAGCCGUGCCAAGCCCGUCUGGUAUGCCGGCCGGGACCCAGCGGCUGCUCCAGCCACCGGCAACAAGAAGACCCACCUGACGGAGCUGCAGCGCCUCCUGGACACGGCCUUCGACCUGGACGUCUUCAAGAACUUCUCGUAGAUGCUGCCUAGGGUUGCUUGGGCCACUGCUCUCUCCACACCCAUGACUGCCCCUUGCUUCUCGACUAAAGAAUAGUGCCUCAGCACUGCCCACACCGCCGCCCUCCUCGCUGUGCCACCACCCCUCCCUCUGCUCUCGUAGGAGUUAGGCUGUCGUCCCCCUCCAGUGCUUGGCUGUCCCACAGGCCACACGCUGCCCAGGCUCUGCUGACUUCUGAGCAGUUUUCCAGGAGGCCCCGGGGAAGCAGGAGGAAAGGUAGCCCCCGAGGGAUGUCCUUGGGGAGGGGUCAGCUCUGGCCACAGCCCUCCCCACCAGUCUCACCCACUAGGGUAGGGACUGGGCCUUGUGUGGCUUCCUAGUGUGCUGGCAACCCCUGUCACCCAGCAACACACAGGCUCCUGUAUUUGAGACUAGGAUAGCUUCAUCUUGAGCCUGAGCCUUAGAAUCUGUAGAGGAGCCUGGAGUCGGAUCUAGCCAUGGCUGGCAGAGGUUUCUAGGGUGGGCCCCAGCUGUGGCAUGAACUGAGGAUGACCCGGGGCAGCUGGCAGGAGAGAGCCUUGGCCUGACCUGGCACAGAAAGGGCAGCUUCGGUCUCUGCAGUGUCCAUUAUCUGCUGUUCCUUCGAGGGUUCCAGGCUGUGUGUAGGGCCCAAGCAUGCCCCACCCACCCUGCCUGGGCCCAGUCAGCACCUGGAGCCCACAGAGUCUGUGUGUAGCCAGGAAGCCCCGCUCAGGUCGCCACCGCCGGGGCACUGGCUGCUCUGUCUUGGUCCUGUUAACCCUCCACCUCCACCCACCUCCUCCCUUGGCCUCCCUCCCCACCCUAACCACUCUUUCUUUCUCCUUUAACCCAGUGGAGACUUUCUGAUGCAUCAUUUUCUUUGCUGUGCCAAAGCAGGUCAGAAGAGGGAGAGGAGGGGCUGGGGGUAAGGGGCCAGGCCAUGGCCAAGGGGCCAGCUGCCCCUCAUUUAUCACUCUGACCUUCACAGGGACAGAUCUGAUUUAUUUAUUUUGGUUAAAAAAAAAAAAAAAAAAAAGGAACAGAAACAACUUCGCAUUGCAUCGGCUUGACCCAUAAACUAAGUUAUAUCCGUG